UUCGUAGGCAACGUUGCAAAGCGGAAGUAGAUAAAUCCAACAUGGACGACAAGUUGCUGCAACAACUCCAAUCGGACGAUGUUUUUAGUCAGUUCCUGGAUGCAACAUUUGAUGUGAAGGGAUAUGCCAACAAAGCUAUCCAGGGACAGGCGAUUGCAGAACAGCUAUCUAAAUUAGCUGAAGGAAUAUCACUACUCGAUAGGGAAAUUCAUUCACAGAUCGUUGCUCGCCAUGAUGACUUGCUUUCACAGGCAACAGGAGUGGAAACACUGGAAGGAGUGUUACAGAUGAUGCAGACACGGAUACAAUCCCUGCUGGCUGCCAUGGACAGGGUCAGAACAAAGGUUUCAGAACCAUUCAACAAGAUAUCAGCAAGAACAACGCAACUGAGAAAUUUACAAGAAACCUGUGACUUACUAAGGAGGAUAAUCCGUAUCAUGUACCUCAGUAAACGUCUACACAGCCAGCUACAGGGAGGGGCAAGGGAGAUAACCAAGGCAGCACAGAGUCUUAAUGAACUGGAUUACAUAUGUGAGGGAGUUGAUUUUGCUGGCGUAGAAAUUAUAGAACAGGACCGAAGAUUUAUCAGAGGAGCGAGGAACGAUGUUGAAACACAGGCUCAGAAAAUGUUAGACCAGGGACUGGAGACUCAGAACCCAACACAGGUGGCGACCGCACUUCAAGUGUUCCACAACCUGCGGUGCCUGCACCACACAGUGGACAGGGUGGUGACAAGCUGUAAAGAGGGGCUUCACAAAAACAUCCGCAGCUGUCUCGAUAUGCAGGCCCUCAGUCAGCAGCAGUCCUCAGCCAUCGGCUCCAGAGGAGGGGGGCCGGGCAAGGCUGCUAUGCCUGUUACAGGGAACACGGCAGCAUUCCGGGCACUGCUGUGGACCAACAUGGAGAAGCUAAUGGACAGUAUCUACGCCUCCUGUGCUCAGGUUCAACACCUACAGAAAGUGCUGGUGAAGAAGAGAGACCCUGUAACUCAUGUGUGCUUCAUAGAAGAACUGGCAAAGCAUUGUGAUGGAAAGGUAAACAUCAUGCAGGACUUCUGGGACAGUAUCACAAGGAUGUUGACAGCAGAGUUUACCGAGUCAUCAGAAGGGUCUACGUUUCUGAAGCAGGCAUUUGAGGGAGAGUACCCUAAGCUGCUGCGAUUGUACAACGACCUGUGGCGCCGCCUACAGCAGUUUAGUCUCAACACUGCCUCCCACAUGGCUGACCAUCUGACCACUGAUGAGGGUGUAGAGGAAGACCUCUUCCUGCAGGCCAAAAGGAGGGACAAAUACGAUCCUGAGGCCGCUCUGAGACUGACUCUGGCCAAGUUUGAGAUGGCCUACCUGUCCAAGUCUCUGUCACGACUGUUUGAUCCCAUCAACCUGGUCUUCAGUAGUAGCAGUUCUAUGAAUCCACCAACAGCCUCGGAGGUGGAGAGUGUGGUAAAAACCAUUAUAAGUGAGCUAAAUGUAGCCAGCGUAGACAACAAACUGUGUGUGACGGUAUCAAAGAAUGUGGCCAAGACCAUCGAGCUCUUCUGUAACAAGAGCGAACAGCUGCUCGCUACCGACGGGGAGGCUAGCCAGGUGAUCGGCCUUCCUACCCAGGGGCAGAAUCGUAACUGUGCUGUAGUCAACACGCUGUACUUGUUACACCAGUCCAUCUCAAAGGUGUUAGCCAGCCUCAUGAACUAUCCCACAGAGGCAGUAGAAAGCAUAAAGAAAGCUUUGGAGGUGACGGUGGCGCUGAUGAGUGCAGCAGUUAACCCUCUCUUGUCCUCUAUAUCUGACGCCGUGGAGGCUAUCAUACUCACCAUGCACCAGGAGGAUUUUUCAGGGUCGAUGCCUGCGGACACUCAGAAGGAGGCCCAGUGCUCUCUGUACAUGCGUGAGUUGCAGGACUUUGUAACCAGGUGUCAGAAGGACUACCUAUCUCAGUAUGAUUGUCUGGAGUUUAUCAUGGAAAGCAUCAAACCUAUAGCCAGUCGAUGUGUAAUGCUGUUUGUGAGACACGCAAGUUUGGUGCGCCCCCUGGGGGAGGGCGGAAAGAUGCGACUUGCUGCAGACUUUGCCCAGAUGGAAUUGGCUAUCUCUCCAUUUUGUAAAAGGGUGUCCGAUAUCGGCAAAGAUUACAGGCUUUUAAGGGCAUUUAGGCCGCUCCUCUUCCAGACACCAGAACACAUAUGUAAGGGUCCAACAUUGGGCGACAUCAUCCCCUACAGCACAUGUUUACACUUCCUGUUUGCCAGAGGGGCUCCCCCUGAACUCCGGUCUCCACAUAUUGCAGCUGAUUGGUCUGUCAGUCGCUACUCGCAGUGGUUAGAUAGCCAUCCAUCUGAGAAAGACCGACUCACACUCAUCAAGGGAAGCUUAGAGGGCUAUGUCCAACAUGUGAAGUCACGCCAAGGGAAGGAAUUCACCCCAAUAUACCCCAUGAUGUUAGAACUGUUACAGAAAGGUCUACAGAGUGCCACAUAGUGCUGUGUUACAUGAUGGACUGUUGUGUGUGUGAUGUAUGACUGAAUAUAGAAAAAUAUCUAUCUGGUACAGAGUAGGAGUUUAAAGUGUACCUGUUGGUGUGACGGACCCUUGUGUGUGAUGAAUGACUGAAUAUAGAAAAAUAUCUAUCCAGUACAGAGUAGGAGGUUAAACUGUACCUGUUGGUGUGACGGACCCUUGUGUGUGAUGAAUGACUGAAUAUAGAAAAAUAUCUAUCCAGUACAGAGUAGGAGGUUAAACUGUACCUGUUGGUGUGACGGACCCUUGUGUGUGAUGAAUGACUGAAUAUAGAAAAAUAUCUAUCCAGUACAGAGUAGGAGGUUAAACUGUACCUGUUGGUGUGACGGACCCUUGUGUGUGAUGAAUGACUGAAUAUAGAAAAAUAUCUAUCUGGUACAGAGUAGGAGGUUAAAGUGUUCCUGUUGGUGUGACGGACCAUUGCGUGUGAUGUAUGACUGAAUAUAGACAAAUAUCUAUCUGGUACAGAGUAGGAGGUUAAAGUGUUCCUGUUGGUGUGACGGACCAUUGCGUGUGAUGUAUGACUGAAUAUAGACAAAUAUCUAUCUGGUACAGAGUAGGAGGUUAAAGUGUACCUGUUGGUGUGACAGACCACUGUGUGUGAUGUAUGACUGAAUUUAGAAAAAUAUCUAUCUGGUACAGAGUAGGAGGUUAAAGUGUACCUGUUGGUGUGACGGACCACUGUGUGUGAUGUAUGAAUGUGUGACUAGAUACAGGAAAUAUCUACUUGGUACCGAGUAGGAUGUAGAAAAGCAACUGUGUUUUGAUUGGCCGUUAUAUGUCAGGUAUGAAUGUAUGACCAAGAUGGCCACAGAAAAAUGUGUAUCUGGUACAGAUUAAGAUGGGAACAGUAACUGUGUUACUCAAUGUAUUGUUCUGUAAUAUGUACUAGUAUGUAGUGAUGUGACUGGAUACAAAAAGAUAUAUCUAGUACAAAGUACCAUAUUACGUAGGACUAAUGUAUGCACGAAGCUGGAGAAGAUUGGGUAAAUACAGAGUACAUUCUAGCACAGUGUCAAGUCUACAUAUUAUGUAUGAUUGUAAUGUAUGCAUGACGCUUGAGAGGAUUGGAUAAAUUACAAAUUAUGUAAAAGUGCAAAAACUGGGUCACCUGUGAUUAUUUAUGAUUUCCCGCAUUCCAUAUGGUUUGACCAAAUAGACCAGAGUCGUUCGUUUAUGAAAUAGGGAUGCACAAGUUAAGGAGGCCCCAACUGAGUAAGUUCUGCUAAUGUAUGAUGUACUCAACAUUAGAAGCAGCAGAGUGGACACUUGACAAAAGAAGCAAGUGUGGUUUGAAUACAUGUUUACCUUCGGUUACUUGUAGUUCAUCCUCAAUACUCCAGGAGUUACACUCACUUUCGCUUCCUGCACCCCUGGAAUAUGUCAUAGGCAUAUUGAAAGCACGCAGCUAGCUUUUUGAUUGGUCUCCGGUAAAAACCACCUGACCAAUUGCUAGGCUGAUACCUGUCCUUUGAAGAUUACAGAGGAGCGACACCUGACUUAAAAGUCUUGUCAAUUUUACGUUGCGCAACUGGGAGAAUCUUUUGAUGUAUAUCAAAGGAUCAAACUAGUCUUUUUGUCUCAUCCACAGGUGGCGCCCAUUGAGCCUUCGAUUUUCUUAUGACAUAUUCCAGGGGUGUAGAGAACGAAAGUGAGCGAAACCUCUGGAGUAUCGAGAAUGAGUGUAGUUGUACAUUGUAUGUUACAUACCUCCUGCAUAAAGACAAAGUAAUGGUAAGAGGUGACUACAUUGUUUUUCCAGGUUAAAUAAAUAGCAGUCUGUUGGUGAGAGACUGUAUAUGCGAGAAUGUAAACUGUGAACUAGUGGAAGGCGAGAAAUUACAAUGUGUGUACUCGGAUCGGAGGAAUAGUUCUGACUAAUAGUUCUGACUAAGCUACUAGCUUGAAUUUUGAAGCAACUUUGAUAAUAAGAUAUUAUUCAAACACAGGCAAAAUAUCGAUAGCACCCAUGUGUAUAUCUCCAGCCAAUGUUGUUGGCACCUGCGAUUAAAGUGCAACAUGCUGGAAUGAUUAAUGAUUAUUACGCAUUUACUAGUUUUUUUGUUUUUUUAUAGAACAUUUUAUAAAUUCAUAUAUAACUUAAACCUCUUUUAGCUAUACAGUUCAACCAUUUUAACUGGUAGAAUCUGAAAGAAAUGUCAAGGAAAUAUUUGGUCAUAAGUCAAUCGGAUAAAAACCAGAUAAUUUAUUCAAUUCCGAUAAUCUACCUUCCAAAAGACUGGAACGUAGAGUAGCGGAGUGGAGUAAAAGAUCUGGUUUAGACAGAAGCUAAACUCCGGAAAAAAUGGGCAGGUGCAGAUUGAGUUGUUAAGUUGUGCCUUGCUGUAACUAAGCAGUUGAAUAUUACUAUUUAGAGAGAAAGAAUCACAUAGAAUUCUGUUUUUUUUGCUAUCUAUUUGACAGUAAUUGUGAAUUUUGAACUCUGCUUAUUGUUUCAUUUAUCAUGGAAUAGUUUUUGUGCCAUGUUCACGAUUUUAACUUAACUUGUUAAAGGAACCUUAUCUUAUUCGGCAAAAUUUGGUUUGUCGUGAUUUUGGCAAGGGGUAUAUAUAUACAGAAAAAUAAUGUAAUUUUGCAAGGUAUAUAUGUUAUUUGAGAAAAAUUGUACACUUAUAAUAGUACUAUUUGUGGGUUUAUGUACAAAAAGUGGGAAAAGAUAAAGUUACUUUAUAUGUGUGCUUGACAUUAAGUGCUUACAUCUGAUACAUGUUUGCAUGAGAAUCUGUGAUAAUGAUGAUUUGUAGUUAAUAUUUAUGUCAACUUAUCAUACCUUUUAUGACAAUAAAAGUGGGACAACCUAA
Molecule: messenger RNA, 5338 nt
Organism: Mizuhopecten yessoensis (Yesso scallop)
Lineage: Eukaryota; Metazoa; Mollusca; Bivalvia; Pectinida; Pectinidae
Product: conserved oligomeric Golgi complex subunit 5-like
Exons: 22
Coding region: 42-2477 (811 amino acids)
Biological process (GO): intra-Golgi vesicle-mediated transport
Cellular component (GO): COG complex
Source: RefSeq, a predicted model, not a curated record